CAACUAUUUCCACUCCUUUCGGAGCGGUAGCAAGGCUUGGGUCCUCCUCAGGUUUUUCGGCUGCGUCUACUGCAUUACCGGGCGCCGGGUCUUCACCUAAUACCCCGGUUUUGCGGCGCGAAACCUCGAUCACAUCCACCGGGUCGUGGCAAUAUGAGGAUGAGAGACAUCUUCGGAGAGAAAAUUUUUCCCUCGCAAGUGGAAGUGGAGGCGCAGCUGCAACUGCUGCUGCUACUGCCAGUCACCAUGAGCAGCAACAAGAACAACCGCAGGAACAACCCCACGAUUCUCUGAUCGAGGUGCUUCUCUGCAACUGGACUGGGUUAGUGGAAACGCCGUGCAGAAAAUACGACGAGCCAAAUAACCCGGAUCCGACUGUGCAAGAUUUGAAAAAUUGGCUGUUAAAGAACAGUGCGCCGGAAGAGUUCUUUCAACACCGUGUUCAACCUGCGUCGGCCGGCGUGGAAGGUAAAAAUUGGCAACCGUCUUCUACCUCCGGAGCGUUGUGGUCAAAAAGACCUUUCUUCGACCCUGCAACCUGGCUUCCGUAUUUCAACGGAACCGAGCCCGACAUUCGGAUCAGUAGUUCAAGCCGCCCGGAGCUCUACUGCUUGUCGGACGACGUGAAGGUGCAGGAUCUUUACAAGGAGAAGCUGAAGCUGCGAUUGGAGACGCAAGCAAGACGUCCAGACCAUUAUGGCUAUCAACACGGAGGGACGACGAGCGCAACCAUGAAAAACAUCAAUGCGACCUUGUUACAACAACCGGGAGCUCCUGAGCAAACAGUUGGUGGAACAAGGCAAAAAGGCAAUUAUGCGUCGGCAGCUCAUCUUCUUCAACAGCGGCAAAAAUUACAGAACGCAACGUCUCAAGACCUGAUGCUUGAGUACGACCUAGUGGAAAAAAAAGACGACGAUAUGCUACACUCACACCUAUCCGGGUUUUUGAGAUUUCUGCACGCCGAGGACGCGGUGGAGCGUGCAAAUUUUAUCCAGCGAGUGAAACAAGAGGCUGGGAAGAUCUCCGGUGGAGGUGCUAGUACCGGUGAACCAUUCGGUGGUGAUCAGGAUCACGCCGGACAAGGACAAGGAGUCGGCGUCGUGCCAGCAGCCUUAGCGGAUAACCUGGUUUUCGGCGAGUCUCUGAAAGAAGACACUGGAGUGCAGCUCUGGGAUUUUUACCAACGGGAUUUGCGUGUAGAUGAAGAAGCCGAGGAUCUUGUUCUGGAGCGCCAGCGCACUAGAGACGCGGCCCAUGAUGUCGAGAAAGAGGAUGGAAGAACGAGAAGGCGGCGCGUCUAUACUGAUUUCCGCGAUAAGAAGGAUACGUCAAAGCGGCGGACAUCUGGUUCAACGCUGAGGACCCACACCAGCACAAAACUGCCAACCAAUAGGCGUCAAAAAGGCCGCGUUGCAAUGAAAGACCGGAAUCGGUCAUCUCUUUUGAAAACGAGAACGCUACGUCUGCCGAGCGGCACUAAAGAUGGCCUGGACGGGACUAUAGCAAAGCUGGCUCGUAGUCGUAAUUCCACGUCUUCGCACAAGAAGGGCGCUGUUGUUGUUCCAGACAAAAUAAAUGCAACCGACGUCGUACUAGCACCACCGGAACAACAACAAGCCGAAAAAUCCAUCCUGAAGAUCCAGCGCGACCAAAUUUUCACCCCCCAGCAAGACCCUACUUUGUACUUAACUUCGCCUUUCACGACGAUGAGCGUGGGCCACGGGCUGGAGCCGGAGGUGGGGAACGCCGUGUUUCUCGCUGCGGCAAAGGAACUGCUUUUGUGGCAGAUAUUCGGGACAAAAGACGGUGGCCUGCUUUUAGGCGGCGGGGGCAGAGGGACAGCUAAAAUGGGUCCUCGUGGAGCUGCUCCGAACCGUGACGCUGAAGAUGAUGUCACGCUUAGCACAGAGACCGUCUUCAACACUCCUGGCCGCAAGCUGUUUUCCGCGGCUCGAAAUAUGUUUGAGAAUCAGGAUGGAGGAGGCUCGAGAACUACAUCUCGUGGCGGUGGAAAUCCCAGUACAGAUGACACUGCGGUGGAACAAGAAGGUGCUGUAGCUGACCAGCUUUCAUCUGUGGUACACGCGGAGGACAGCGCACUCAAGCAAGUCCGCGCCACGCUGGAGUAUCCGAGCAACGAUGCUGAUGUGGGCCAAGUGCAGCCACAUAAGGAACUUUCGAAUGACGUGGUAAAGCUCGGCGACGACGUGUCGAUUCGAGUGGAAUAUGAAUUCGAUAAUACGAAUAGCUUCUAUCACGACCGGAUCUUCCAGACUUUCACUUUCCGGGACCACAGCAGAAGCCUGUCCUACGAACUAGAAGUCGUAGCAGUACAACAAUCAGGAGAACCUUCAGACGUCGAGAGACUGCGUCCAGGGGAAGUAGUCGACGCGGGUGCAGCUACACACGCGACAGGUACUACAGCGGGAGCCGCGUCAUCAUCGUCUUUACUUCCCUUGCCAAUUUUUGUGCCCUGCUCGCACUGGAGAACGGAGGCUGUCACUGUGAGCAUCUAGGUCAAGUUGUGCCUCCCCUAGACACGAUAAAAAUGAUUGUUGUAGCAGCUACAAAUAGCUGCAGUGCCGCUUUGGAACUUGUCGCCUUUGACAGACGUAGUGUGUAGCAGUAGCCGCGGCCAACAUUCAACAUUGACAUAAGGCCUUCUCUAUUAGCCGUAAAAAGUUAGUAAAUCUAAACGCAUUGUGAUUGUAAUGAGUGAUCGCGAUGAGUGCAUUUGCCUAUGCAGACACUUUCCAUGUCCAUAUGUUAGUCCUACUGAGACGAAACAGAUCGAUGGAUCGAUCCUGUUUUAGCACUACGCCCUGUUUGAACGAUUUGAAUGAUUUCUUGUACAAUAUAUUCGAUUUUUAAAAGCUUUAGCAACCUACCUGAUCUUGCUGUAUGAUGUCAAUACGCGCCGCCGCCGCGACAACUCUUGACCUCACUUAGAGGAGCGCAUCUUGAAGACAAGCUUCUUUAUUUCUGCAAGUUUUGUAUGAUAUCCCGAAAGUGGUCAUCUACUUCGGAAACUUAGACUCUCACUUACCUGAAGCAGCCGCAGAUUUAAUUCCCAGGGACAUUUCAU
Molecule: messenger RNA, 3085 nt
Organism: Amoebophrya sp. A120
Lineage: Eukaryota; Dinophyceae; Syndiniales; Amoebophryaceae
Source: the annotation of a GenBank genome assembly